Molecule: messenger RNA, 293 nt
Organism: Staurois parvus
Lineage: Eukaryota; Metazoa; Chordata; Amphibia; Anura; Ranidae
Source: the annotation of a GenBank genome assembly
CAGAAAGAACAGUCAAAAUGCAGGCAGGGCACAGGACAAAGUACUAGGGACAAAAUGUAUGUGAAAUGAAAAUGACAAUUUACAUUUGCCGCCGUUCCGGCCCCCUUACGUCCCGACGCUCGCAGGGACCGGAACACGGAAACCAGAUGCCGGCAUCGGCCAGAGAUGGCCGGGGACGCUGCAGGGGACACAUCGGGGGAGCGAAGGACAAGGUAAGUGCUGCAGGGAAUCCCUGAGCAACGCCGCAUGGUAAGCCCGAGUGUAGCUCGGGGUUACCGCUUUUGGUACUGAAA